UUGCUGAGGGGCUGGCAGAAGUUCGAGAGACGCCGUCGGUGUAAGCACAUAUCACACAAUGCAAGUGUAGUCUUCAGUCAGUCUUCAGACGUCUCAUUGGAGUUAGGCUGCCAUUUAACGUUGCUGCUUUCGAACUAUGACUGGAGUAUUCGACCGAAGGAUUCCGAGUUUCAAACCUGCCGACUUCCAGAACCCUUUUCAGGUUUCCACCACAAUGCACCACCCGUCUCAGGAAUCCCCUACGCUACCCGAGUCAACGGCCACGGAUUCUGGCUACUAUAGCCCGGCUGGAGCAGUGCACCAUGGCUAUUGUUCGCCUAAUUCCACCUCGUAUGGGAAACCUCUCAAUGCCUAUCAAUACCAGUACCACGGCGUAAACGGAUCUGCGGGAAAUUACCCUGCAAAAACAUACCCAGACUACAGCGCAUACACAGCCUCUGCUUACCACCAAUAUGCUGGAACUUAUAGCAGAGUACAACCAUUAAGUCCGCAGGAAAAAGAAGUAGCAGAACCUGAAGUGAGGAUGGUAAACGGAAAGCCCAAGAAAGUCAGAAAACCACGGACAAUCUACUCCAGUUUUCAGCUAGCUGCCCUGCAGCGGAGAUUUCAGAACACACAGUACCUCGCGCUGCCAGAGAGAGCAGAGCUCGCCGCUUCAUUGGGACUCACGCAAACGCAGGUCAAAAUCUGGUUCCAGAACAAAAGGUCGAAACUGAAGAAAAUUAUGAAGAAUGGUGAGCUUCCACCGGAACACAGUCCGAGCUCCAGCGACCCUAUGGCAUGCAACUCUCCGCAGUCCCCCGCCGUCUGGGACACGCAUGGCCCGUCCAGGCCUCACAGCCACCAGGCGCAGAACAUCAACUCCGCGGCCUCCACCUUUUUGGAAAACUCCGCGUCUUGGUACUCCACGGCUGGUGCCAUGAAUUCUCACCUCCAGGCCCCCAACUCGAUACAGCACUCUUUGGUUCUUGGAUCUGGGACGUUAUACUGAAACCCAGUUCAACAAAUAUUUACAUUGUAAGGGACUCGUGUUUAAAAUGUCCAGAGGAAUAUGCAAUGUAUUGAUGACAGUCAUAGAAGAACGUGUAUAAUGUGUAAAUGUGUGCAUGUAAUUUAUUGCAUUUUGGAAGACUAAUUAAACGUUUUAAAUUGACAAUGCAAUCCAGAGACUUUUAAUGGCGCCCUCCUGAAUUAUGACUUAGACAAAAACAAUUGCUGAUAGCCUACCAACAAGUCCUCCCUCAUGAUUAGGCUAUUCGCACUGAAAAUCAAUGACCCCGUAACAUUACAAAAUGUGCCCACAUUCUGAGACACUUUAAAUCCAUGUACAGAUCAAACUCGAGAUGAAUUGCCUGGGCUGUCUGUGUGACAUAUUUGGUCAGUUGUGCACAUUUGUGAUUGACUUUAAAUAUUAAUUUGGGGACAAAACUAUCAACAAGGAGAUUGGUAUACUGACCUUAAGCUAAAGGCCUACAAUUAGGCUAUUUUUCAUUUUCAACAAGCGCGGAAUUCUCAGGGGGAGUUACCUGCUGCUAUGCCAAAAGGUUAGGCUAGAUUUGUUCGUGUCAUGUCAUGUAGUUAUUCAUGUUUGGUACUACAACCUGUUUUAUGGUUAUGCGCAUAUUACAUGCCCAGAGUACAUUAUGCUUUGAGCGGAUCCAUAACGGACUAAAACAGAACCGUAGGUUACGAGUGUCUAUUGGUUUUGACGUCCAAUUCAAUGUGGAUGAAUUGAUUGCAGGUAUAGGCCUACUAUUGCAUUAUUAGAGUUGUCAAUGAUGUUCCUCUGAAAGACAAAUAUUCAAGGAAUGGUAUGCCAUUGUUACUACUUUAUUAAACAGUCAUAACAAAACA
Molecule: messenger RNA, 1854 nt
Organism: Salmo salar (Atlantic salmon)
Lineage: Eukaryota; Metazoa; Chordata; Actinopteri; Salmoniformes; Salmonidae
Product: homeobox protein Dlx5a
Biological process (GO): embryo development; regulation of transcription by RNA polymerase II; cell differentiation
Molecular function (GO): RNA polymerase II cis-regulatory region sequence-specific DNA binding; DNA-binding transcription factor activity, RNA polymerase II-specific
Source: RefSeq, a predicted model, not a curated record